UUGGCUCUGUAAUUUAGCACAAGCUAACCCAGUGAAGCAAUGCUUGCCUUUUUCUUACCAUGUGGAUUUGAAAAGAAAGAAAACACCUUGGAAAUAGAGAAGUAAUUUUCGGGUGGUGCACUGCAUUGACUCUUCACAGCCCAUGUUGUGUUUAAAUUCGUUCCCGCCCGUCGGAAUGCUGCCCGGGCUUAAACUUGUUGGCUGAUCCCUUUGAAUUAGCAGCUCCUGGGCCUUGAAGCCGCGGUGCUCGAGUGUAGUGUUAAACCGGGAUCAGAGAUCUGUGACCGACGGAAACUUAUUUAAGGUUUUGCUCAUUUUUACAAGUCUAUUCUUAACAUGUCGCACACUGGACCCCCUCCACGAUGGCGUAACUGUCCCAGGAGAGGGCAGCCAUUGGCAGGUAAAUUCCUGCCUAUGAAAACAAUGUUGGGCCCCCGGUAUGAUGACCAAGUCGCAGAGGAGAACAGGUUUCAUCCGAGCAUGUUGUCCAACUAUUUAAAAAGCCUCAAAGUGAAAAUGGGUUUGCUUGUAGAUUUGACGAACACUACUCGCUUUUAUGACCGCAACGAUAUUGAGAAAGAAGGAAUUAAAUAUCUGAAGCUCCAGUGCAAAGGCCACGGUGAGUGCCCUUCUAAAGAGACAACUGCAGUGUUCAUCAGGCUCUGUGAGGACUUCAUAGAGAAGAAUCCCACAGAACUGAUCGGAGUACACUGCACGCAUGGCUUCAAUAGGACAGGCUUUCUGAUAUGUGCGUACCUGGUGGAGAAGAUGGACUGGAGCAUCGAGGCAGCUGUGGCUGCUUUCGCCCAGGCUCGGGCUCCUGGGAUCUAUAAGGGAGACUACCUCAAAGAGCUUUUCUGUCGCUAUGGUGAGGAAGAGGACACGCCCGCCGCCCCCGCGCUGCCCGAGUGGUGCUUUGACGACGACGACGGCGAUGUGGACGACGACGGCAACGCGGUCAGCCAGGAGUCGGGCCCCAGCUCCUCUGGGUUGGCACUGGGCAAGAGAAAGAAGGAGAAACUAAAACUGGGUGCAGUGUUUCUUGAAGGGAUCUCAGUGAAAGGGGUCACACAGGUCACGACCCAACCCAAGUUGGGCGAGAUCCAAAGAAUGUGUCAGGAGAUGGCCGAGUGGGACAGGUCUGGAUUUCCGGGUGCGCAGCCUGUGUCCAUGGACCGACAAAAUCUUCGUUUUCUGGAGCAGAAUCCUUAUAAAGUCAGCUGGAAAGCUGAUGGAACACGGUAUAUGAUGCUGAUCAAUGGAAAAAAUGAAGUUUUCAUGAUCGACAGGGACAACUCAGUCUUCCACAUAGCAAACCUCGAGUUCCCUUUCCGGAAGGAUCUUCGUGUCCAUUUAUCCAAAACUCUACUGGAUGGGGAGAUGAUCAUCGACAAGGUGAAUGGUCAGCCAGUCCCUCGCUACUUGAUAUAUGACAUCAUCAAAUUCAAUGGACAACCUGUUGGCCAGUGUGAUUUCAAUAUUCGACUCCUGUGCAUAGAAAAGGAAAUAAUUUCUCCACGCCAGGAAAAAAUGAAGCUCGGACAGAUCGACAAAGCCAAGGAGCCCUUCAGUGUCCGAAAUAAGCCCUUCUUUGACAUCCACGCAUCGCGCAAGCUCCUUGAAGGAAGCUUCACUUCCCAAGUCAGCCAUGAAGUCGAUGGACUCAUCUUCCAGCCGUGUGGGAGGUACAAAGCUGGGAGAUGUGACGACAUCCUCAAGUGGAAGCCCCCCAACCUCAACUCUGUGGACUUUCGCCUCAAAAUCACCAAAGUCGGAGGAGAGGGGAUGUUACCACAGACUGUCGGCUUGCUCUACGUUGGAAACUUCGAUAGACCCUUUGCAACGAUGAGGGCAACCAAAGAGCUGAAACAGUACGACAACAAGAUCAUCGAGUGCACCUUUGCUAACAACAGCUGGGUGUUUAUGAGGCAGAGGGUGGACAAAAGCUUCCCCAAUUCCUAUGACACAGCCAUGGCUGUCUGUAAAAGCAUCCAGGAACCCGUCACGAAGGAAAUCCUUUUUGAGUAUCUGGACCGCUGCGCCCAGGGAGUCAACGCACAGAGCCGGAAACGCCCGCCUGACCCGGACUCGGAGCUAAUGCCCCCUCCGCCUCCGAAAAGACCCAAUUGGGCUUCGCCGUAACCCCUUCGCCCCCUCCAAACUGAGCCCCUCUGGAGUCCCGAACACACCCACAGUCGCAGCGAACAUCCUCAUCAGCAUCCAGACCCUCUACAGAAAACACUUCAAGCCCGUCUGCUGCGUCGCGUUUUCGCUUGUACCUGUGUGGACCUCAGAGAAGUGACUGCCUCAAUGUGAUUCAUCCAUUUACCUUGUAGAAAUCUUUGUAGCUUGAAUUGCUUGUGUUCUUAUUAAAACACUGAACAUAAUGCUUAGAUUAUUUUUUGACUGUUUUCCUAUUUAUUUUUUCUAAUUCUGAGCUAAACUGUCAAGAAAGGACUUUGUUAUGGCUAACAUCUGAUGAGCAUUGUUUACUUUGUGUCAACCAUUUCCUUGUUUUAAUUUGAAAGAGGAGUAAAAAUAAUCCAAGCUCAAUCUGUCGUGAUGCAUUUAGCUUCCUAUCAACUAAGGUCUCAGCAUUUCAAUUAAAAUUCACAGGAUAAGUGUGCAGUGGAGGGGAUAUCUAGAUGUUUAAGGUGUAUAAUUAUGUAGUGGGUAAGGUUUAUUUCCCAGUGAUCUGCCUGACUUUAUCUUGUUUUGCUUGAAAGGCGGCAAGUAAACAGAAACUCAUCACUGCGGUAUUUUUACUCAGCCGUUUCAGUCUCUGCAGCUCCCUGAAGGAACAACUUGCUGCUCGGCAGGAAGGCAGUGGACCCUGAAAAAACUGCUCAGGAGUUGCACAAACAACACAACAGGAAUCCUCAGGUGUACAAAGUUCAUGGAUCCAAGUUUGAUGUGAGUCCAAUCCUGUCGGUGGGGAGCUAGACUGGUCCACAGAGAACCAAAACCUACAGUAUGCAACAUCCAAAGGUCCCUAUGAUAAGGUCCAGGACAUGUUCAGAUAUUUGUUCAGACUGGGAAAAAUUAAGUGCUUCUUUUACAAAUUGAACAUCAGUCAGUUGCCCAUAAUAAUUUGUCUUUUUUCUAUCUAAAGUUUUGUUUUUGGGGUGUAUGGAUUAUUAAAGGAGCAAACAGAACUGGAGGAGUUAAUAACUGAAGAAAUGUGGUUGCUAAUAUUGAAGAAAAGGUAAGCAUUUCUAGGCAAAUUAACAGCAUAGCCAUUUCAGAUUUGUCUUGUAUAAUUAUGAUUAAUAAUACAUAAUUAUAAUUUUUAUUCCAUCUUUAGUUGGAAGUGAAUGGCACAUUAUUGAAUAUAGUGAAUGUUUUUUCUUAAAUAACAUUAAGAUUGAAGUGGAUAAAAGAAUUACUUCAAUAAAUGACCAGGCAGAAUUGUGUUCGAAGACAGUUUUCCUCAAAUCAAACAUUUUAUGCAUACUUUCCUACAACUCGGACCUGAAACAUUAGUCAUUCACGGUCGGUAGCACAAAUGGUAGGGCCUGUUUAGUAUUUGCUCUCAUAUCCGUCAGGAUAUUCAUACGCCUGGUUGGUUGCCACUGGUGACAUUCACUGUCGGAGCAAAGAACAGAACCGGUCUUUCAGCCAUCUGGCUCCAUCGCUCCUGUGUUUCCACUCCGUAAAAUCCAGUUCUGGCUGUGUUGCCUGGCCUAAGAAUAUAGUUGGUUGUUUUCUCUUUUUUUAUUUUUAUUUUUUAUUUUUUUGUACGUUAUUGAUUUCAUCAAUUUCAUGUAUUUGACCAAAUUUAUUUAAAUUGGUCAUUGAGCAACUACGUUGUCGUGACUCAGCUCAAGAAGUGAAACUAAUUAUUAAAUUGCACACACAGUAUGAUCCAUUUCAUUAGUUUAUAUCUGUUUAUUUGAUUUCAUUUAAAAUAAAGUAAAACAUGACAUCUAGUUUUUAAAAAAAUAAUAACAAAGCCAGUUUUAAUAAAUAAUCCUGACUUGAUAGAUGUCCAUCAGUUUUUGACAACUCUACACAUGAUGGCUACAAAAGGUCACUGUUUAAAAAGUUGAAUUUUCAUAAAGCGCUCUAUCUAAUCAUAUUGAUGUGAAGCUUAAUGGAUGAAAAAUUGUGAUAGAAAUAUAUGCAAAAUUUCUUUAGCCAUACAUGUUUUUUUUGUCUGCCAAAAAAUAAUUUUGGUCUCACUUGAUCAGUUCACCUUCUUUCUACAUGACUUCUCACAAGCUUAAGAAGUGCUGGUCCACCUUUCCCAGAGUUACCAUUGAGUUUGGCUCUCUCUGGUAAGGACCAAUGAAAUAUUUGUGACAGAAGAUGAAAAGUCGUAUGAAUUUUUUUUUUUUUACAAGGCUCCAUUUGCUGCACAGUUACUAACUGAAUCAGGUAAUUAGUUGUAGUUUUAUCUCGAAUGAAUUCCCAACACCAUUCACAAUGAGUUCUCAUUAACACCUUUACCCGGGAAACACAAGCACUGUGACGCAGGAACCUUUCAGGUGUUUCGUGUUUGCUGAACACAAGAAACAACAAAGUGUGGAGCAGAAAUACAUCCCUGCUCUUCUAUACAAAGGCAACAAAAUGUGUUGUUUAAAAAUCUGAACUCGCAGCAGCAUGAGUAGAGCAAGUUUUAAAGUCGUCUCAGAUUAAAAAUUGAGAUGUACAUUGAUUGUCCUCUGCAGCCCCUCCAGGGUCCUCCAGUAGGAGUUUCCACCUGCUUCCCUAAUGCGCUGUGCUUGACCUCUUCUCCCCCGUGAGGGACGGGCGGAUUAAGGUAAUUCCCCCUCCGACUCUAAACGUGAUCUCCAUCACUUCUUUCCUUUCAAUUUGAAUGGAGAAAACCUUGUUGCCAGGUAACAUUUUUGAUGUCUAAUUUUCACCUCCUGCCCACAUUGUUGCUCGUUGCUUGGAGUGUUACCCUUUGACAACAUUUUUGUCCUUCAGUUUUUAUGGAGGCUGUUACUUUUAUGUUAGUAAUCAUGAAUUUAAUUAAAAACAGCAAAAAAUCUGAGAACAGUUGCAGUGUCUUGCAAAAGUUGCCAUGCUCCUUGAACUCUUAUUAUGUUUUGUGAAAUUACAAGAAUAAGCUUCAAGGUAUUACUAUGUUGGGAUUGUGUUCGACAGACCAACACUACAGCAUGCUUUUCUUUUUCCUUUGCUUUGCUACAAUCACGUUUUGCUGCAUUAAUGGCUGCAAGAGGAGAUAUGUCUCUAAUUUUUCUUGUAAAUUAUCAGUAGUUCUUCGGAUUAAAUAAAGAACAUCUGUGAGAAUCAA
Molecule: messenger RNA, 5263 nt
Organism: Poeciliopsis prolifica (blackstripe livebearer)
Lineage: Eukaryota; Metazoa; Chordata; Actinopteri; Cyprinodontiformes; Poeciliidae
Gene: rngtt
Product: RNA guanylyltransferase and 5'-phosphatase
Exons: 16
Coding region: 337-2142 (601 amino acids)
Biological process (GO): 7-methylguanosine mRNA capping; protein dephosphorylation
Molecular function (GO): protein tyrosine/serine/threonine phosphatase activity; mRNA guanylyltransferase activity; ATP binding
Source: RefSeq, a predicted model, not a curated record